Messenger RNA from Octodon degus (degu), 2047 nucleotides. RefSeq names its product family with sequence similarity 227 member A (gene Fam227a). NCBI's taxonomy places the organism in Eukaryota, Metazoa, Chordata, Mammalia, Rodentia, Octodontidae. Bases 308 to 1966 code for a protein of 552 amino acids. The transcript has 16 exons. The record is from RefSeq and is a predicted model, not a curated record.
GUGAGCGUACCUGGCGUUGCUAGAGACACACGGACGUGGUCAUAGUAGCAAAAUGGGCCUCUCCCGGGCUUAUCUCCUACCCCCGCCCCGCCCACAAAGCAGAAGUCAUCUCCUUCCUGACGGAUGUAGAGCAGCGGGUACCGAGUGCCCAUCUAGAACUUUGUGGCACAAGUUCCCUACCUGCCACGAAUUCCUCUGAUUCUACCGAAGCUUUCAGGAGGCUGAUUAAACGGAGAACGAGACUGGAGGGGGAACCGAGAGGCUUUUAAACGUGGAAACUUUUUGUCACUUGACAUGAAACUGGACAAUGAACUACAACAAGCAGAUGGAUAUCAUCAAUGGUGCCGCCUUGCCAGUGAUGCCAGUAGCUGAGAAGCGGGCCAUCUCGCUCAGUGCCUGGAAGGCAAUGGAAGAUGCGGUGAGGAAGAAUUUAGAAGCACGUCUAUCCACCUGCUUCGUGGGAUCCAUUCCCCAGGUGAACCAGAGAAUCGCUGAGAUGGACCCAAAUCCCGACCCAAUGGCCAACAGCCUGGCAAUUGAGAGAUUUGAGUUGGAGAAGAAGGCUUUAAGAGACAAAAGCCGCGGCAGCCCAGGAGACAGAGCCAAGAGACCAAGGAAGGUACUGUACUCCUGCACAGGCAUGGCACCCAGGACUACCAACUUUGCCUUUAUAAAAAGGAAAACAGCAGAUAAAAAUCUGCUGGCUGAGCUGUACCAGCCUCCUCAGUUUAACAACAGGAGCCCCAACGAGCUCCCCAAUGGGGUGAGUUUCUGUGACAUGGUGGGCAACGUGGUCCGGGCUGAGAAAAACCCACUGAGUGGCAAGUCUUUGUGUUCAGAUACAGAACUGGAAAAGUUUCUCUCUUCUCCUCCUGCCAGAACAAUAUGGCUGGAUAGCUUUUGGUGGCUAUUUCAUGAACGAUACCAGCCGAACAAGGAAGUUCAGAAUAAGCUGUUUGACCGGAUCGCGCGGCACUACACCUUCCUUCUGUUUCAAGGACCCAGGUCCCACUAUGAAGAGGCGCUUUUAAAAAGGCUGCCCUUUCUGCUGAGCAAAGCCGUGUACACCAGCUUCUGCUGCUGCUUCCCGCAGUCCUGGUUCAACACUCACGAAUUCAAGUCGAGCAUCUGCAACACCUUGAGCCUGUGGAUUGCAGGGACGUAUCCUUGCCCACAGAGCUAUCAAAGCUGGAACUACUCGGAGCUGGACCCAGAGAGAUUCCGGAGAGAAGAGUUAUUGCUGCAGAGAAAACGCCUGAUAAAGGGAAGAGGGUUAUCCUUGUUCUCCUGUAAGAGAACCUCUGUGCACAAGCUGGUCUGGAGCCAGAGCCCCCACCACACUCCGUUUUCUAGUACACAUCCAGCCAACAUGAGAGUCUCUCCUGCCAACCGGCAUUCAGAAAGAAGCUCCCAAAGCCAAAGUGCCAUGAAAGCCUGCAAAAGCCCUCCACUGACAUCAAACCUCUUCAACAUUUAUGGGAAGAGCCCUCUGGUUGUGUACUUCCUUCACAACUACUCCAGGCUGUACCAGCAUGGUCAGGAUGUGUUGAUAACCAGGAGAGAAAGGACCACGGUCAUCUCUGAAUCGACCCUGACUUAUGCAGAGAUCAUCAGCCUGACCCUGAGCAACAUGAAGAAGCGAAAGGACAACCUGGAGCAGCUCAACCGGCUCCACUGCAGCGAGUGGAGUUAUUUUGACAGUCACCUUAAGGAGCUGCAGGACCACUUCCUGAGGGAGGUGAAGAACACAGAGAAGAGAGCGGCGGACAGAAGGCAGGCCAGCCACACGUUCAUCCUGCCCUCCUCCUCCUGCACGGAGCAGUUGUGCCAAAAGGAAAGUAGAAGAAACGUCUGCAGAGAAACUGCCUUUGUUCUCAGUGAGACUGAGGUCGCCAAGAAGCCAAACGCUCUGCACAGAAAGAAGCCGCCCCUGCCCAGCCUCUCAUCACUCUCCUUGCAUAAAUGAAUCUUAUCCAAAAACUGGGAGAAACUUGGGAGGGGAAGCUUGCAGAAGGCAAUGGAUUUCAUCUAAAACAGAAACAGCAAA